Molecule: messenger RNA, 798 nt
Organism: Acytostelium subglobosum LB1
Lineage: Eukaryota; Evosea; Eumycetozoa; Acytosteliales; Acytosteliaceae
Exons: 2
Coding region: 1-798 (265 amino acids)
Biological process (GO): proteolysis
Molecular function (GO): aspartic-type endopeptidase activity
Source: RefSeq, a predicted model, not a curated record
AUGCCAAUGGUCAGAGGAAGCAGAGCCAAAGCUAUCGCCACAGGCAAUGCUUCCAAUGCCAGUCCACAGAGCACCGUGUUGCGACUGUCCCAGAGAGACAAAACAAGAACAAGUGAUAAGACACAACAGCAAACAGUCACAAUCAGCAACAUCACUACUAUUCAAUCAAAUCAAUCAACAAAUAAUAAUAAUACAGCAACAGAUGCAACAAUAAAGAAACAUGAACAGAUAGAAGAGGUUGAGACCUCUACAGAGAUUGAGAUCUCUAACACAGACACAGAUUCAGCACAGAGUGAGAAGGUUGAGACCUCUCCAACUCAAACACAGCAGACCAAUGAGUACAUGGACAAGGUUGAGACCAAGUCACCAAACAAUCAAUCAUUAGAUAAUGAUACAAAGGUUAGAGAGCCGACUGUCAAGGUUGAUACCAAGACAAACAUUAACAAAGAGUUGACACUCGAUGUUAUUCAAAUCAAGAUAGAUAAGAGAGUUGCCUCAGCAAUCGUCGAUACAGGGGCCAACUACUGUCUCAUUGAUCCAUCAAUUAUUGCAGACAUGAAGAUCGAUAUCAGCAACAAAGAGACAUUCAAUAUACAGUCACCAGUGUUUGAGAACACUUCAACAACAAGUAAUCAGUCAGUCAACUUAGAGAUAGAUAUCAACAAUCACAAGUUCACAAUGUUGUUCGUUGUCACACCUAUCAGAGCGAUAUAUAAGGUGAUCAUUGAACCAAUACGUGGACGACCUAAUCCAACAGUAAUGCCCGUGUCGUUCGCGAACUCGAACGAACCACAUUGA